UACUAUUGAGUUCUCAACUAAAAGGCAUGACGCUGAUGAGGUUUUCUUUACAUUUACCUUAAAUGGAGUCACUUUCAACCCAAAUUCGCCGUUUACUUAUCUUAAAGACCCAGACAUUGUGGGAAUAAAACCAGCCAAGGCUUUUCUUAGUGGCGGAACGAUGAUGACUGUGACAGGCAAAGAUUUUACCAAUGCAAAUGCUGGGAAAAUUACUAUAGUUGUUGAUGGAGCAAUCUCAGCGGCGGAGUUUUGUGAAAUUUCAAAACAAGAUCAGAUGAUUUGUAAAAUACCUAGGGCACCAACAACAGUAAAAGAACAAUUAGAUGACGAGCCUUCAAGGAAGAAACGUGUCGCAGACUGUGACGGAUGUGUUUCUGUUGAUAUCAUUAUAAGUUUGGAUGGUGUGGAGAAAAGCUUUACUUUAUCGUAUUACCAUGACCCGUCCUUCAACAAGUUUGGUGAUGGGGUAGUUCUCUUUUCGACAAAAAAACAAUAUUUGAGAAUUGAGGGUGACAAACUGGAUCUAGUUGCAACACCGUCUGAUGUUAAGAUCACAAUAGGGGUCGAGGAAUGUAGUGUGAUAGAGGUUAAAAACAGUUACAUGACAUGCAAAGCUCCGAGGACCCAGCCUGAAUCGGAAAGCCCGGGACAAAGUCUUCCGGAAGUGAAGGUUUCAGUUGGAAACAUCCACACAACUUUAGGAUACAUUCAGUACAAACAAGAGCUGAACAACAUCCUUAUUAUAGCUGGAGCAUCAACUGGAUCAGCGGUGUUAUUUCUUGUGAUGGUGAUAACAUUUUUUGUCUGCAAAUACCGAAAGGUUGGGUCGAAGGCAAAAGCCUUGGGAAAACAAAUCAACGACUUUGAAAUGGAAAUCAAGCUUGUCGUAAAAGAAGAGUUCCUUGACAUGCAGACGUCAAUGUCGACAGUUAAUCGUAACCUCAUAGAGCAGGGUUUCCCCUACCACUCGUACCAACAGUACGCGUGUAACACCAUGUUUGCUACCGACUAUCUUAUGUCAGAUCCUGUAGUAAGAAGUUACAAUACGUCAGAUGAGUUGCGGACUCAAGCGAGGAUAGGAAUGGAACGUUUCCAAGGUCUACUUGAGAACAAGUUCUUCCUCGUUUCCCUUAUAACGACCAUGGAGAAACAGAAAUACUUUUUCGUCAAGGAAAAAUCAAAUUUUGCUGGCAAUCUAUGCGUCAUCAUGAUGGGACGUAUGGAGUACAUGCAUGAAGUGUUAAAAGUUCUGAUCACCCAAAUGGUUGAGAACCCUUUACCAAAGAGAGGCAUGAAAUCAUUGUUCAGAAGGAGUGAGACUAUCACGGAGAAGCUUCUGAGCAACUGGCUGUCCCUCUGUAUGUACCCUCACCUAAAGGAACACACCGGUUCACUGCUAUAUCUGUUGUACAUCGCCACAAGGAAAACGAUGGAGUCUGGCCCUAUCGAUUCUUUUACCAAUGAUGCAAAGUACACUCUAUCGGAGGAAAAACUGCUCCGGAAAUACCAAGGUUCGGCCACAGACGAGGAAACGACGGACGUGAAAUUUGAGGCUAAAGUGCUGACAUUGAACGUGGUGGUCGAUAACGGAGAGGAAAUCUACCAAUGUAAAGCUCUCGACUGCGACACCGUUAACCAGGUCAAGGCCAAAUGUCUUGACCAGAUAUACGUCAACUACCCGGCCUCCCAACUUGCCGUAGAUCCCACUGAACUUCUUCUCGAGUGGCAUGCCGGAUUCAGCGGACGUAUGAUAUUGAGUGAUAAAGACAACACGUCCAAGCGUGAUGGGAGUUGGAUUCGUGUGAACACACUAGGGCACUACGCAGUGGCAGACCAAAGCAACAUGGCCCUCGUUGAUCCACGCAAUGCUGAGCUCAGUCAGCAGGAGGAUUAUGUGAACUUGGCCCAGAUUGUCCCUGCCUUCGAUGUCCACAGUAUGGAGUCUGAUCAACCGCUGACGGCCGAGUUUUCCUCUGCGCAUGACGAAGAAAACCCGAUGGAUCUUAAACAGUGGCACUUGUUGAAGGAUGAUGAUGAAAACAAGAAGGAAAGAUCUGCCAUUGAUGAGCUGUACUUAAACAGACUUAUCACAACCAAGUUAUCGCUUGUGAAGUACAUGGAUGACUUGUUCGGCCUGAUAUUGGACAGCAGCAAGUGUUCUCCGCCCGUCAAGUUCCUCUAUGAUUUCUUUGAUCGUCUUGCAGAAAAACAAAAAAUAGAUUCCGACACACUCCAUGCCUGGAAAAGCCAUAGCUACUCCAUUCGCAUCUGGGCCAUGCUAAUCAAGACACCGUCAAUUCUGUUCGACAUCAAUGUCCCGUCCUAUGUUUCGGAGAGUCUGGAUGUUAUCAGUCAAGUCUUCAUUGAGAGCUUCAGUCGCACGGAGCAAACCGUGUCAAUGGAAUCGCCAACUCAGAAGCUUAUUUUCCGAAAUGAGCUGUCAAAGUUUAGAUCAAAUGUUCAGGAGUUUUACAGAAAUGUCCAAGUGAAUGUGCAGAAACCCGAUGAGCUUGGACAAUACCUGACACAUAUUAACAGAAGCCAACAGGAAACGACUUUCAACAAGAACGCAGCACUUUACAGAUUAUACGAUCAGAUCAAGCCAUAUACAGACGAGAUUCUAGACGACAUGUCAAUCUGCCAGGAGACCAGUCGUCUGCAGUUAAACAAGAAGUUGAAUGACAUAUUCUCUAUGAUGGAAGAAUAGAAAGGGAGUUAGAGCAUAGGAAAAGGGCAGUUUUUAACAAAACAUAGAUACUUUACAUUAGUGAUGACACUUUAAAGGUGUUUGCACAAACAUUGUGUUUAUUCAGUGAAAAUGUCAGCAUUUCUUUAAUGAUAAUAGUGACAUGCAUAUAUUGAAUUAUUCAAACAGAGAUAUCUUAAAGGCUAUAAAAGUUUCAUCAUCAUAACAUGAAAGAUAUACAGAUACAUGUGUAUAGUUGGUGUAAUGCUAUGUCGUUUAUACUAUUGAUAAAUCACAUUAUAGUAAGGUAUUAUACAAAGAUCCAUGUUAAAUGUAAAUACUUCUGUGUUAAUACAUGUUUAUAUAUUUAGUAUACAGAGUUUUCUUUUAAUAUAUGUAAUCAGAUUAUUGAUAAUAUGGAUUGAUAUAUAUAUUUACAUUUUGGAAGUAUAUACAUAAACAGUUUUUGUUUGAUAUCACGCAUAUUUAAUUAUAAAUUGUGUUAUUCACAUUUGUGUGUUUUCAAUAGGGCUAGUAGUAAAAGAAUCUUUGGUCAUCUAGCUUUAUGUAUAGGCAACGCUCAAUGUAUUCUCGAUUUUCUCUGUUUUAUACUAUCAUUUGUAUUAGAUAUUGAUGUGUUAAUUGUGAUAUCUAUAAUAAUAUUUUAGAUUAAAUUGCUCAUGUUCUAUAUUAAAAAGUGCAUUUUUUAACAUCCCCGAUUUAAUAUUAGUGCAUAUUUAAUAUAUGCAUGCAUGCUCUUGAUAUAUUUCUUAAAUCAAUUUAAUAGUAUUCAUUGUUCCUUCGAUCAUUGACUCGUGAGUAAGACUGAAUGAUAUAUGAUGACCUAUGCAGUGUUUGUUAAAAAAAUGUUUAAUUAUUAGUAAUUAAUAUUAUUAUCCAGUAAAUGAAUCGCGUUAACUGUAUCAGCUAUCUGAGUGUUUCACAAAGUAGUUUUAUGAAUAAUUCACAUUCACAAUAAUACAUCAUGUUUGUGUUUUUCUCACAAAUGAACAGUUGAGUACUGUGAAUGUAAAAUUAGUAAUUUAAACAGCAGUUUUAAUCAAAGCUAAAUUGACAAUAUAUUAACUGGGUUCAUGUUAGUUGAAAAAGGUAUUCUAGAUUUGUGAAAUGACUGGCUAGAAUUGGUUAUUUACAUUUGAAACUGUCUAACAGAUUGCUAAAAGGAAAUUUGUGGAAUUGUUUGGAUGUAAUAUGUUUUAUAUCUGUAUAAGUUAACUUACUUUUGAGUCUGUUUUCACUUCUGUGACAGCAAAGUACAUGAUCCUAAAGAUGUAUUAAGCUCGACAAUUUUCAACAGCAACAAAAUAACAAACUAUGGUGUUUCUUUAAGUUGUUUGCUUGACUUAGUGUAACUGAUUUUUUUCUUUAACCUCAACAUAAAUUUCGCCAAUAAUUGUUAACAUCUGAACAGUGUGCAUCAUUUUCAGACUUAGUUUUGUUCGUAUACUACACAUUAAAAAAAAACAGCAGCUAAUAGUUGUAGCCCGAAAUUAAAGCUAUUCUGGAUUUUCCGACCUAAUCCUUCGGUACAAACAGAAUUAAACCAUUGUAAUAUACACAUAUUACUUAGGAAACAAUAGAGUCAUUAGACUGUUACACGAAUUUCAAUAGCUCGAAAUUCACCUUUUAUUUGUACCGGCAUGGGAAAACCCUGUAAUGUGAAUUUCGGGCUAUACGUAUUGAAUAAAACAAGAUAAAUCAAGAUAAAUAAUUAACAGGUGUAAUGCAUGAAAAGUUAUUGACCGCUACCUAUUGCAUGUCUUAAAAUAUUUAAAACGUGUAAAUCAAAUACGGUAAACAUGAUCUAAAUUUCUUUGUUUGUAUUAUAAACAAUUUCUGCAGUAUUUGUUUACAUGACAAUUUUUGUAAACCUAACACAAGACGACUAUAAUCUAUUGUUUAGAAAUCGGAUCAAAGAAAUAUAUUAAGAUUAGUCUGACUAUCUUAUCAAUGAAAGCACCGAACAUUAUCAAGCUUACUACAACAUAUCGUAGCAUCAAGAAAUUCAAUGGAAUAUUAUGUUUGUGUCACAUUUUGUAUCGUAUAGCAUUCAGUUUCGAAAUAGGUAAUAGAACAACUCAUAAAUAUCCAUCCAAAAGCGACCACAUGCUAUAUACGCUAUUAAGAUGGCGCAUUAUGUUUAAUGCUGAUUGCAUUGCACUCAUGGCUGUUUUUCUAGUUCAUCAGUGGGUCUUCGUUUUUCAGUUUCUUUUCUGCUCAUGGAUUUUAUUUUUUUUAUUUCAAUAUAUUGUAUAUUUAAUUUCUGGAAUUUGUCCCCCAACAUCUAAUAUUUAUCCUCACUGAAUAUUUGUCAAUGCUAUGUCGUGCCUUUCUAAUGGAUGCCUUCUUGUUAAUCAUUAUAAUUAAAAUGUAAACGUACACAGCUAUUAAAAAAUGUUGUUUCGUUGAAUGUAAAAUAUAAUCACAUACCUCUGUACUUACAAAUCUACAUUUGCAAUAAAAUUCUAA
Mya arenaria is the source of this 5176-nucleotide messenger RNA. RefSeq names its product plexin-B2-like. Lineage: Eukaryota; Metazoa; Mollusca; Bivalvia; Myida; Myidae. The record is from RefSeq and is a predicted model, not a curated record. Gene Ontology annotation, molecular function: semaphorin receptor activity. The transcript has 21 exons. Gene Ontology annotation, cellular component: semaphorin receptor complex. Gene Ontology annotation, biological process: regulation of GTPase activity; semaphorin-plexin signaling pathway involved in axon guidance; sensory neuron axon guidance. The coding region runs from base 161 to 2707 and encodes 848 amino acids.